Molecule: messenger RNA, 3937 nt
Organism: Sinocyclocheilus anshuiensis
Lineage: Eukaryota; Metazoa; Chordata; Actinopteri; Cypriniformes; Cyprinidae
Product: protein jagged-1b-like
Exons: 25
Biological process (GO): multicellular organism development; Notch signaling pathway; cell communication
Cellular component (GO): membrane
Molecular function (GO): Notch binding; calcium ion binding
Source: RefSeq, a predicted model, not a curated record
UGCGCAGUCAGUCAGUCGCGGACAAACGCUCACAUGGCUUCUGUGUAAUGUAUACCCGCCGCUGAGAGAGAGAAGCAGAAUAAGAAAUAUAAGAAUUUCAGAUAGGCUACGCUGGGAUAAUAGGAGGCAGUUUCCUACACAUUGGAAAAUAGUCUUCUGAAAGAAAUAAAGUUGUUCUCCACCCGUGCAUGUUAAAUCGGGGAGUACAUUAGAGCCGUGAGGCGGCUAGAACUUCUGAGUCUCAAAGCAACACCAACAAGAAGGCAUGAUUGUGCGACGGAGUUCAGUAUUUUCUGCUUUCUACCUUCAUGCCUUUUUGUUAUGCUUGCCGACGAAGGUGUCUGACGCAUCGGGGCACUUCGAGCUGGAAAUAGUAUCGAUGCAGAAUGCGAACGGCGAGCUGCAGAUCGGCUCGUGCUGCGACGGCGAGAGGAGCCCGGCGGAUCGCAAAUGCACGCGGGACGAAUGUGAUACAUAUUUUAAAGUUUGUCUGAAGGAAUAUCAAUCGCGAGUUUCCGCGGCUGGGGCUUGCAGUUUCGGAACUGGAUCUACGCCCGUUCUCGGUGGGAAUAAAUUUUCGACCAAGGGUACGCGGAGUGAAAAGUCAAGGAUUGUUUUACCCUUCAGUUUUGCGUGGCCGAGGUCCUAUACGUUGAUAGUGGAGGCCUUGGACUUCAAUAACGAUACUGCCAGUGAAAGUGGAAAGCUCAUCGAGAAAGCGUACCACUCUGGCAUGAUCAACCCAAAUCGACAAUGGCAGAAACUGACCCACAACGGCCCCAUCGCUCAGUUUGAGUACCAGAUCCGGGUCACCUGCGAUGAACACUACUACGGCUUUGGCUGCAACAAGUUCUGCCGGCCACGUGACGAGUUCUUUGGACAUUACACUUGUGACCAGAAUGGCAACAAGACCUGCCUGGAAGGAUGGACGGGUCCUGACUGCAAUACAGCGAUCUGCAGACAAGGUUGCAGCACCGAACAUGGAUCUUGUAAGGAACCAGGUGGCUGCAAGUGUCUGUACGGCUGGCAGGGUCCAUACUGUGAUAAGUGCAUCCCUCACCCAGGCUGUGUACACGGAACCUGCGUUGAACCCUGGCAGUGCCUCUGUGACACUAACUGGGGUGGACAACUUUGUGACAAAGAUCUAAACUACUGUGGAACUCACCAGCCGUGUCUGAAUGGAGGAACGUGCAGCAAUACAGGGCCUGACAAAUACCAGUGCUCCUGUGAAGAUGGCUACUCUGGGGUCAACUGUGAACGAGCUGAACAUGCCUGUCUGUCCAACCCUUGUGUGAAUGGAGGGACGUGCAAAGAGACCAGUCAGGGUUACGAGUGUCACUGUGCAGUCGGCUGGAGCGGCCCAUCGUGCGAAAUCAAUGAUGAUGAUUGUACACCCAACCCAUGCAAACAUGGAGGCACCUGUCAGGAUUUGGUUAAUGGCUUCAAAUGUACCUGCCCUCCUCACUGGACUGGCAAAAUGUGCCUAAUUGAUGCCAAUGAAUGUGAGGACAAGCCAUGUGUGAAUGCCAAGUCAUGCCACAAUCUGAUUGGUGGAUAUUUCUGCGAGUGUCUCCCUGGCUGGACGGGUCAGAAUUGUAAUAUAAACAUAAAUGACUGUCAGGGUCAAUGUCUGAAUGGAGGAACUUGCAAGGAUUUGGUGAAUGGUUACCGCUGUCUUUGCCCUCCUGGCUAUUCGGGUGAACACUGUGACAAGGACGUGGACGAGUGUGCUAGCAGUCCCUGCCUAAACGGUGGCCGGUGUCAGGAUGAAGUCAAUGGAUUUCAGUGUCUGUGUCCUGCCGGCUUCUCGGGUCAGCUGUGUCAGGUGAGAGAAUGUCCUGUUUUCUUUCCUGCCUAUUUUUUUAUAUAACUAUCAGUCCAGUUGCUAAACUGGACACUUGAUGCACCAAAAAGAAAGAAAAAAAUCUCUCCCAUAAAGAUAAACUGUAUUGAUAUACGUUUAAACGUGAUUGACAGCUGCACUGUUGCUGUGGCAUCCAACAGUACGCCAGAAGGGUUGCGAUAUAUCUCCUCAAAUGUCUGUGGUCCUCACGGACGCUGCAGGAGUCAGGCCGGAGGCCAGUUUACGUGCGAGUGUCAGGAAGGAUUCAGAGGCACCUACUGCCAUGAGAAUAUAAACGACUGUGAGAGUAACCCAUGUCGCAAUGGCGGUACUUGCAUCGAUAAGGUGAACGUUUAUCAGUGCAUUUGUGCUGACGGCUGGGAAGGAGUUCACUGCGAAAUCAACAUCGAUGACUGCAGCUUGAACCCCUGCCUGAACAAGGGAGCAUGUCAAGACCUGGUGAACGAUUUCUACUGCGAAUGUAGAAAUGGCUGGAAGGGAAAAACCUGCCACUCCCGUGAUAGUCAAUGUGACGAAGCCACAUGCAAUAAUGGAGGUACAUGCCAUGAUGAAGGGGACAUCUUCAAAUGCAGGUGCUCACCUAGCUGGGAAGGAGCCACAUGUAACAUAGCCAAGAACAGCAGCUGUCUGCCCAACCCAUGUGAGAACGGAGGCACCUGUGUGGUCAACGGCGACUCCUUCACCUGCGUCUGCAAGGAAGGCUGGGAAGGAUCCACCUGCACCGAGAAUACCAACGACUGCAACCCACACCCAUGCUACAAUAGCGGGACGUGUGUGGAUGGUGAAAACUGGUACCGUUGCGAGUGCGCUCCGGGUUUCGCCGGGCCAGACUGCCGCAUAAAUAUAAACGAGUGUCAGUCUUCUCCCUGCGCAAUUGGCUCUACCUGCGUAGAUGAAAUCAAUGGUUAUCGCUGCCUUUGUCCGCCUGGAAGAACAGGACCAGAGUGUCAAGAAGUCAUUGGGAGACCCUGUAUUGCUAACGGACAAGUAACUGCUGAUGGUGCCAAAUGGGAGGAAGACUGCAACGUUUGCCAGUGUCAAAAUGGAAAGAUUCAUUGCACCAUGAUGUGGUGUGGACCAAAAUCAUGUUGGGCAGGAAAGGCCAGAAGUGGGUGUCCUGCAGGCCAAUCCUGUGUUCCCAUCAAAGAAGAGCACUGCUUUGUCAAACCCUGUCCUAGUCUCCGAGAGUGUUGGCCCCCUGCACCCCCUCCACCCUCCAAAUGCCACGCCAGCUUCUCUUACCAGGACGACAGCUGUGCCAACAUCACGUUCACCUUUAACAAGGAGAACAUGCCUCAAGGCUUGAGUGUGGAGCAUGUUUGUAAUGAGCUGAGGCACUGGUACAUGCUGAAGAACCUGACGGAAGAGUAUGCUAUGUCCAUCACCUGUGAGCCAUCUUCUUCAGCCAGCAAUGAGAUUCACAUCAGCAUUUCCACAGAAGAGCCCAGGUCGGACAGGAAUCCUAUUAAAGAUAUUACGGGUCAAAUAUUCGACUUGGUGAGCAAGCACAAUGGUAACAGCACCAUCAUCAAAGCCAUCACCGGCGUACGAGCUCACCAGACACCAAGCCCCAACACUGACUACCUGGUUCCUCUGCUCAGCUCCAUCUUCAUCGUGCUCUGGAUCCUCGCCCUGACCUCAGCCUUCCUGUGGUGCAUUCACCGCCGGCGGAAACAGAACACCCACAGCAAUGCAACUACCUCAGCUACAGAGGACAAUACCACCAAUAACGUGCGUGAGCAGCUCAACCAAAUCAAGAACCCCAUCGAGAAACACGCGGCCCACGGCGUGACCAUAAAAGACUACGAGGGGAAGAACUCCAUCAUUGCCAAAAUUAGGACGCAUAACUCCGAGGUGGAGGAAGAGGAGAUGGACAAACACCUGCAGAAAGCGCACUUCACCAAGCAGCCGGCCUACACGCUGGUGGAGCGGGAGGAGCGCGCGCCCAACAAAAACCCAAACUGGACUAACAAACAGGACAACAGAGACUUGGAGACGGCACAGAGUUUAAACAGGAUGGAGUAUAUCGUAUAGCAGGCAGCUGUGUUGCCGUGCGACCGAACCCCUGUUGCA